AUGUAUCAAGCAAAAAGCAUUCUACAGUCAUUGUUGAUGAUCCUUUUUUUCCGAAUUAGCAUUUCUACCGACUCCAUCACACUCACUCAGCCUGUUAAAGAUGGUGAUGUAUUAGUCUCUGGUGGAGAAAGUUUUGCGCUUGGAUUCUUUAGCCCCAGAAAUUCCAGCAACCGGUAUGUGGGUAUCUGGUAUAACAAGGUGUCGGAGCAAACGGUAGUAUGGGUUGCCAAUAGAGAUCAUCCGAUCACUAACUCAACAGGUAUCCUAUCACUUGAUGAAACAGGAAACCUCGUCUUGCGUGAGAGUACUCAGCCUUUUGUGUUCUGGUCGACCAACGUUUCUGGAGUGGUGAAUAAUAAUGAUGUUUCCGCUCAGUUGUUGGAUUCCGGGAAUUUGGUGUUGUUUCAAGGUCAAAACAGACAGGUUUAUUCAUGGCAAAGCUUUGAUCAUCCUUCAAAUACUAUUCUUCCGGGUUUGAAAUUCGGGAUAGAUAAGAAAACGGGUAUGAACAGGAUGGCUACGUCUUGGAAAUCCAGUGGGAACCCUGGCAUCGGGGAGUAUUCGUUUAAAAUAGAAACUGCUGGGUCAACUCAGUUGUUCUUGUACAAAGGUACGACAGCAGUUUGGCGAGGCGGCUCAUGGACGGGUCAUGGGUGGAGCGGUGUACCGGAGAUGACACAGAACUACUUGUUUAACGUCACUUACACAGACAACAACGAUGAGGUAGCACUAGUUUACCUUAUACGUAACUCAUCAAUUUUCUCAAGAUUAGUCCUUAACGAGUCUGGGAAAGUUGAGAGGUCAACAUGGCAUGAUGCAGAUCGUCGGUGGAUUGUGUUCUGGUCGGCUCCAAAAGACGAGUGCGAUGGCUACAGCCAUUGUGGUCCUUUUGGCCUUUGUGAUCCAUACAAGUCCGGAACUUUCGAGUGUGAUUGUCUUCCAGGGUAUGAGCCUCGGUCACCACAAGAUUGGUACCUCAGAGAUGCGUCCGGAGGAUGUAAGAGAAAGGUCGGGACCGAGGUGUGCAAGGAGGGAGAGGGGUUCGUGGAGUUGGCACGUGUGAAGGUACCCGACACGUCGACAGCACGCGUGAACAUGAGCUUGGGAUUGGAAGCAUGUAAAGGGUUGUGCUUGAGGAAUUGCACGUGCAUGGGGUAUGCAGUUGCUGAUAUUAGCGGAGGGGGGCGAGGCUGCGUCACUUGGUAUGGAGAGAUGAUUGAUACAAGAAGUUAUUCAGAUGGGGGCCAAUCUUUCUUUAUCAGGGUGGAUGAAGAAGAAUUAGCCAAAUACUCAACAAAUAAACCUAAGAGCUCCCAUCAAAACCCAUUUGUGAUCAUUGGGUUGCCAGUGAUUGCAGCAGGGCUUAUCAUUUCUGUGUUCAUCUGUUGUUACAUAAGGAAAAAGAAAGCCAAUCAAAGUAAACGCGAAAUCCGAUUAGGUUUUAGUGAUAGCUUGAAAUCCGUGGAAGGUUCUUUCAUGGAGAAGGAUUUUGGAGAAAACGUUGAUUUACAUGUGUUCGACCUGAGCACAAUAGUUGCAGCAACCGAUAAUUUUUCUUUUUCAAACAAACUAGGAGAGGGUGGCUUUGGCUCAGUUUAUAAGGGUAAGCUACUUAAUGGGCAAGAAAUAGCUGUCAAAAGAUUAUCGCAAGGUUCAGGUCAGGGGAUGCAUGAAUUCACGAACGAAGUGACAUUGAUAGCAAAACUUCAACAUAGGAAUCUUGUAAGGCUUUUGGGAUAUUGUUUUCACAAAGAAGAAAAGAUGUUAAUCUACGAAUACUUACCAAACAAAGGCUUGGACUCUUUCAUCUUCGAUCAAGAAAAAGGGUGUCUUUUGGAUUGGAAAAAACGGUUUUUGAUCAUUCGGGGAAUCGUUCGUGGAUUGCUAUAUCUUCAUCAGGAUUCUAGGCUCAGGAUCAUCCACAGAGAUCUGAAAGCAAGCAAUGUUUUGCUAGAUGCAGAUUUAAACCCUAAAAUUUCAGAUUUUGGAAUGGCAAAAAUAUUUGGAAGCGAUCAAGACCAAGCUAUAACACGUAGAGUUGUUGGAACAUAUGGCUAUAUGUCUCCGGAGUAUGCAAUGGAAGGUCUUUUCUCAGUGAAAUCCGAUGUCUAUAGCUUUGGAAUUCUAGUUUUGGAGAUUAUCAGUGGAAGGAAAAACAACAGCUACUAUCUAGAGAACUCAGUUAAUUUGGUCGGACAUGUUUGGGAUUUAUGGAAACAAGAUAAAGCUUUGACAGUGGUCGAUUCAUCAUUAGGAGAUGCAUAUGAUGCUCGUGAAAUUCUAUUAUGUAUCCAUGUUGGGAUUCUAUGCGUUCAAGAAUCGGCAACUGAUCGGCCAACAAUGACAGAUGUAGCAUUUAUGUUAAGUAAUCGUGAGACACAACUCCCUACUCCUAAUCAACCAGCAUAUAUCUUUAGACAAUUAAAUUAUGGUACAGACUCAACAACAGCUUCGGCUAGUUGUGGAGAUGGGUCAGUCUAUGAUAGGAGCAUCACUACUGUUUAUGCUCGGUGA
This is a messenger RNA of Lactuca virosa, 2514 nucleotides long. The record is from the annotation of a GenBank genome assembly. NCBI's taxonomy places the organism in Eukaryota, Viridiplantae, Streptophyta, Magnoliopsida, Asterales, Asteraceae.